Molecule: messenger RNA, 1839 nt
Organism: Bradysia coprophila
Lineage: Eukaryota; Metazoa; Arthropoda; Insecta; Diptera; Sciaridae
Product: putative cytochrome P450 9f2
Molecular function (GO): iron ion binding; oxidoreductase activity, acting on paired donors, with incorporation or reduction of molecular oxygen; monooxygenase activity
Source: RefSeq, a predicted model, not a curated record
AAUUUUGUCUAAUUCAGUGCUGGACGUCGUUUUAAACUCGCUAUACGAAAUUAUUUAAUAAAAUUGAAUUGUUGACUUCUGUGCGCGCUGAAAUAUGUUUCUAUUCAUCGGAUUUGCUGUUGCGUACGUUCUGUACAAGUGGCUUACGAAGAAUGACGACUAUUUUCUGAAAAAGGGAAUUCCUUACGAGAAGCCGUUACCACUUGUCGGAAAUUUCCUUGGAUUCAUGUUGCAGAGAGAAACGUUGAUUGAUGUCAUUCAGCGAAAAUACGAUAAAUUCAAAAAAUCAAAAAUCUUUGGAUUAUUCAACUUUAAUCAAAUUGGGUAUAUUGUCACUGAUGCCGAUUUGAUCAAGCGAAUUACAAUCAAAGACUUUGAUCAUUUCGUCAAUCAUGACCAAAAUUUCGACAACAUUGAUCGAGUGUUCAGUAAAAGUCUGUUCUCGCUGCACAAUCAGCAGUGGCGGGAGAUGCGAACGAUCUUAUCGCCAAUAUUUACAAGUUCCAAAAUGAAGAUGAUGUUCGGCUUGCUAUCCAAUCACGUAUCCGAUUUCAUGAUCCAUUUCAACCGCAAGGCAGCGAAAGACGUUGAUGUGUACGACAUUUUCUCCAGAUUUACUGCCGAUGGUAUUGCUACCGCUGCCCUUGGCUUCGAAGGCGAUUGUGUGAAGAAUGAAAACAGCGAAAUUUUUAAGAUUGUCAAGCAAUCCUUAGCUGACUUUACUAAGUUCACCAGUGUCCUCAAGUUCCUUCUGGUGUCCAUUGCACCGAAACUCUAUGAUUUGUUGGGCUACCAACUGGUCAAUAGUAACGUGGUUGAAUUUCUGAGGCAUGUGACUAUAGACACCAUGCGCGAUAGAGAAGAGAACAAUAUUACAAGGCCAGAUGUGAUUCAAUUGCUGUUAGAAGUUAGAAAAGGGAAAGGCCAAUUGAAAAGCAAAGAAGAUGAAGUAAAUGAUGACGAACUACGAAACUUUUCCGCUCACCAGGAAUUUAAUGUCAGCACCAACAAGUCAACGACAUCACUCAAUAUUAACGAUGACGACCUGUGGAUUGCUCAGACAUUCAUUUUCUUUGUUGCCGGCUUCAAUACAACUUCUCAUCUAUUGCAAACAUUGACUUACGAACUAGCGAAAAAUCAAGAUAUCCAGCAAGAACUCUUCCAGGAAAUCCAGGAAGUGGUAUCAUCACUCGAUGGAAAACCAAUAACGUACGAAGCACUCCACAAAAUGAAGUAUCUGGAUUGUGUCAUAUCCGAGGGUCUACGAAUGUAUCCACCAGCAGUUCAAAGCGAUCGCUGUUGUUCCAAGCCCAUCGACCUUGAUUUGGGUAACGGUAAAACGCUUCACGUCAAUAAAGGAGAAGUGAUUGGAUUGCCAAUUUACAACAUUCAACACGAUCCCGACUAUUUCCCAAAUCCCGAAACAUUCGAUCCGACACGAUUCAACGAUGAAAACAAGUCGUCGAUUGUUGCUGGAAGUUAUUUGCCAUUUGGGAUGGGGCAAAGAGCAUGUAUCGGAAGUCGUUUCGCCUUGAUGGAGUCGAAGCUGUUGGUAUUUAAUCUACUGUCAAAUUAUAAAAUUGAACCGUCCAGUACCACCCCGGACAAACUCACUUUCAAAGCAGAUUUGACAGCAUCGGUCAAGGAAACAAUUUACUUGAAAUUCAAGGCCAGAAAUUGAGCGUAUUGAGUAAGAUUGUAUUCGGUUGAAUAAACUUUUGUGUGCAAGUUUCAUUGUCUCGAUUCGAAUUAUGUAGCGGAAUUGACGCUACAAUUUAAAUUCAUUCAAUAUUUUCGUUGCCUGUUGUUGGUCUUACGUAUUUCCGAAAUAAAGAAGAC